AAAGUGUCACAUCUGUGCUGUGCCGAAUGUCGUGUCCCUUGUUUUGAAAAAGUUCCUUCUUUCUGAAACUUAAUAUAUCGUAAUCAAUAUACCAAUCUAAACUUGCACACCAUGACUGAAAAACCGCAAAAGACUGCAAAAGUUGUCGUGCUUGGAGACAUCGGGCGCAGUCCACGAAUGCAAUAUCACGCUCUAUCACUCGCCAAUAGCGGUCUAAAUGUAAAUAUAAUAGGCUACUUAGACAGUAAACCACUACCCGAGAUAUUAGAGCACGAGCAUAUCACGAUAACAAAGCUGUAUCCAUUGGUAUUUAACCGAGGGCCGAAGAUAAUUCAGUACGCGAUGAAAGCGAUAUGGCAGACGAUAAGUUUGCUUCUAACAUUGUUUAUAACCGGUAAAUGCCAUUAUCUGCUGUGCCAGAACCCGCCUGCGAUCCCCACAUUGCCAGUUUGUAGGUUCUACUGCUUAUUAACUAAGACUAAGUUUAUUAUUGACUGGCAUAACUAUGCGUAUUCUAUAAUGGCUCUUGCUUCGCCGAAUAGAUGGUUGUUGAAGGUAGCGACGGCAUUGGAGAGGUACUUCGGGCAAUCCGCACACCACAAUAUGUGUGUGACAUAUGCUAUGAAGGCAGAUUUGAUCCAGAACUGGGGAAUAGAGGCAACAGUCCUCUACGACAGACCUCCAAAAAUCUUCCACCCUAUAACACUAGAAGAAAAACACCAAUGGUUCCUCAAAAUAAGUCAGCAAUACCCCGAGUUCAGCUGUCCAGGGAGAGAACUGCUCAACCAUCCUGCGGGAGACAUGGUCACAAAGACUGCAUUCACUAACUUUGUGAACAACAAGGUGGAGAUGAGGGCAGAUGCUCCUGGACUUCUUUUUAGUAGCACUAGCUGGACACCAGAUGAAGACUUUGGAAUUUUGAUGGAAGCACUUCAAGUUUACGAAACCACAUUCGACGUAACGAAGAAGCUGCCCAAACUGAUCUGCGUAAUAACCGGUAAAGGGCCAAUGAAGCAACACUACAUAGACCUCAUCACCUCUAAAAACUGGCAACACAUUAAAGUAGUCACGCCUUGGCUGGAAGCGGCUGAUUAUCCCACCAUGGUGGCUAGUGCAGACCUAGGAGUGUGCCUUCAUACCAGCUCAUCGGGUUUAGACUUGCCAAUGAAGGUUGUGGAUAUGUUUGGGGCUGGGUUGCCAGUGUGCGCGUAUGAGUUUAGCUGCAUUGAUGAAUUGGUAGAAAAUGGUGUAAAUGGAUACACAUUCAAGAAUAGUGAUGAGCUCUCGAAGCGGAUUAUUGCAUGGUUUGAAGACUUUCCCAAUAAUCAUGAACAGAAUAAGGUAGCAGCAGAUAUGAGAAAGGAGUUAGAAAAGUUCCAAAUGUCUCGGUGGGAGAGCAACUGGGAUUUGCGCGUAAAGAAAUUCUUCCAAUUUUGAUCUCAACUUA
Molecule: messenger RNA, 1447 nt
Organism: Cydia fagiglandana
Lineage: Eukaryota; Metazoa; Arthropoda; Insecta; Lepidoptera; Tortricidae
Gene: Alg1
Product: chitobiosyldiphosphodolichol beta-mannosyltransferase
Exons: 5
Coding region: 112-1437 (441 amino acids)
Cellular component (GO): endoplasmic reticulum
Molecular function (GO): mannosyltransferase activity
Source: RefSeq, a predicted model, not a curated record